UUCUUUCUCUUUCUUCUCUCUCUCUCUUCUGAAAGUCAUUCGAAAGCUUCGUGCUUUUUCCACGGCACAACUUUGGCACCUUGAAUCACGUCCUUCUGAAAGAGCUAACAUCAUCUUCUUCUUCUUCUUCUUCUUCUUCAUCGAUCAGUUCUAGCUACUGCCCUCUCACUUCCGCCGCUUUGUCCUCUCCUUUACGCGAUCGAGCACCGUUUUCCGCCCCGAUUUUUGGCUGAUCGCGUGGGAUUUUGGCAAUGGCGGACUCGGGGAGCGACUCCGAAUUGGCCAGCAACCAGAAGAGCUCGCUCUUCAAUCGGUCUCUCACCAUGCAGCAGCCCAAGACUUUCGUCGAUCACCACCCCUCUCUCGGGCGGGCCAGUUCCAUCAGAAAGUUCUACAGUUCGAUCGAGUCUUUCAAAGGUAAGGUCCUGAAGCUCCGCAAUUUCUUCGAGUCUCCUAAAUCCCAGCCCGCCCCCGCCGCCGCCGACAAAUUGCAUUUGCAAGCGCAACCCCAAUUCCAAUCGCAGCUUCUUUCCAGGUUAAAGCCCACAAAAUCUCUUGGCUCGAGCUUUAGCAAUAACUCGUCGAUUCGGCUGCCGGGUACUGAGGAUAGGAUCGUACUGUACUUCACUAGCUUGCAUGGCAUUCGGAGGACUUAUGAGGACUGUUAUGCGGUGAGGACGAUAUUUAGAGGCUUUAGAGUGUGGGUCGAUGAGCGAGACGUUUCUAUGGAUUUGGCAUAUAAGAAGGAGUUGCAGUGUGUGUUGGGUGAGAAAAAAGUAAGCUUGCCGCAGGUGUUUAUUGGGGGCACGUAUGUAGGUGGAGCUGAUGCGAUCAGACAGAUGUAUGAAACCGGUGAAUUGGCAAAGAUACUUGAACGUUUUCCCAAGAAAGCGCCGGGCUUUGUGUGUGAGUGCUGUGGGGAUGAGAGGUUUGUGCCGUGCACAAACUGUGACGGAAGUAGGAAGGUGUUUGAUGAAGAUGAGGGGGUGCUCAAAAGGUGCUUAGAAUGUAAUGAGAAUGGGUUGGUGCGGUGUCCGGAAUGUGGUUCUUAAACUUGGGUCAAUACAUCUCGGUCAUUGUAAAUGCCAUGCGUCACUGGGGUGGUUAUUUCUUGACGUGAAUGAUAAAAAUCAGGAGGCUGGAGCUGGCAAUGAUGCGUCCCCUUAAUGUUUUCACGGUCGAAUUUUUCCUGAAUUUUCUGGACUCUUUUAGCAGGGAAGGAAUGGUACAUCAACUCUGUGAACUGGGUUAGUAAGUUAUUACAUGUAAAAUUUAAGCGACAAUUUGGCUGUUGUUUUUGUGCUUAUGCAGGAGAGAUUUACCCUCCUUGGAAUGUAAAUAAUAAUAUUACUUGAGAAGAUUUGUGGUUGUUUUCACAAAUCAUGAUAAGAGGAGAGGGGUGAUUGAUAUUC
Messenger RNA from Rhodamnia argentea, 1412 nucleotides. RefSeq lists its product as uncharacterized. The record is from RefSeq and is a predicted model, not a curated record. NCBI's taxonomy places the organism in Eukaryota, Viridiplantae, Streptophyta, Magnoliopsida, Myrtales, Myrtaceae. The transcript has 3 exons. Bases 252 to 1052 code for a protein of 266 amino acids.